Messenger RNA from Striga asiatica, 549 nucleotides. NCBI's taxonomy places the organism in Eukaryota, Viridiplantae, Streptophyta, Magnoliopsida, Lamiales, Orobanchaceae. The record is from the annotation of a GenBank genome assembly.
UUGGCGUACCGGGGCCUGACCGGUGGAGGGGAUGCAAUUGACGACGAUCCUCCUGGCGCAGAGGAGGACAAGCCUCGACGGUACACGCACGGCUGCCGUGCCGCUGGUUCAGAUGCCGGGGAUGCUUCUCGGGCCUUUGAUGUGCCUCCUCGAGCCCGCUUAGAUGCAGGGGCCUCCUUUGGUGUUCCAAAGCCCUCCGGUGAGGCUCGGGUUCGUUUUACGGGUGUCCUGAAUGCUGUUCGAGACGGAGUUCGAGUGGCUGGCGGUGUGGUCUCGUCAGCCGGUGACUCGUUAGAGUUGGUUAGGGGUUGUUUCGAUGUGGCCGGGGCCCGUUUCAAUUUGACUGAGGGCUGUUUCGAUUUGACCGGGGGCUGUUUGGAGGUGGCAGGUGACGGUGAGGUGCUGACCGGCUGCUUUGCGAUGGUGGUCGGUUUCGGUAUCGUCGGCGAGGCCUUCGGCUAUGACGAUGAAGCCGCCACUUCAGACGACUUCCGUUGGCCCUUAGACCUCUCGACGGUGAGAUCGAAAAAUUUCGGAGCAUCGGGGUAA